GCUGCUGCCCGCCGCAUACGCGCCGAGCUCUCUUCGGCGGCGGUGGGGCGGCGGUUUCACGAGCUGCUGCUGCGGGGCGUCUGUGGGGAGGGGGGCGAGGAGGAGGGGUUGGGCGAGGCGGAGGCGGGGAAGGAGGAGGAGGAAGCAGCGGCGGCGGAGGAGGAGGCGGCGGAGGGAGAGCAGGAGGAGGAGGAGGCGGAGGCCGAGGCGGGGCAGGAGGGCGAGGGCGAGGAGGAGGAGGAGGAGGAGGCAGCGGCAGGGCAGGAGGGCGAGGGUGAGGAGGACGAGGGCGAGGGGUCGUCCGUGUCGAUCAGCGAGUGGCUGCCAUCGCCCGGGCGCGGCAGCCGCGUCGCCUCCGCCGCCGACCCCGCCGCCGCCAACGCGCCGCCGCCACCCUCCACCACCACCACCGCCGCCGUCACUGCGGUUGCGCGUCACUCGGAGUGCACAGGGGAGAACGCGCUUCUGAUGCGGACUCGGGAGGACGGCGUGUGCAGCAACGACGGCGCAGGAGCAGGAGCAGGUGGGGAAGCAGGAGCAGGGGGCGAAUGGGGAGCAGCAGCAGCAGCAGGAGGAGGAGGAGGAGGAGGAGGAGGCGGCGGAGACGGAGGAGCAGGUGUUGAUGGAGUGACUGGGUGGAGUUUGGUCGGAGGAGGCGAGGGGACGGCCGCCGACGCGAGGGACUCGCAGGAAAGCUGGGACGCCUCCGAGCUGGACUGGUUCGUCAAAGCACGCGAGCAGGACGCCGGCGCGGUGGCGGCGCUGCUGAAGCGAGACCGGCAGCGCCUGUCGGCGGAGGCGCGAGGACUGGCGGCGUCGGACCCGCUGCCAGCGUGGGUGCUCGUCUGCUCGGACAGAGUGGUGCUGCGAGAGGGCGCGCUGGCCGUGCUGAAGCGCGGCGGGUGGCACUUUAAGUUCCCAGACACCAACGUCUUCUUCCUGCUGACGCGCCACGCCGACGGCGCCGUCACCCCGAAAGAAGCAGAUCUGCAGCGAGGGAAACUGCCGCAGCACGCCGUCGUACUGGCGCGCACCUCUGGCGCUCCCUCGCCGCUACCAUCUCUGUCUGUGAACGGAAGCCCGUCGGAGAUCCGCGCGAUUGAGAGCGUUAAGACAAAGGUGAACAAUCAUGCUGACGACUCUUGUGAUUGGCAACAGGAAGCCGUCGGAGCUCCACGCACGCUGGGGAUGAAGCUCAAGCACGACGUGAUGGCCGACCACAUCCCGAGCUAGUAGCUGCUCGAGGCAGCGCUAUUGGGCCUGCUCUCCGGCAGGCUCUCCUACUGUAAAUUCUUUUCUUUUCUCGCACGCGCCUUGCCUGUCGAAUCGUGUUCGUGUGUGUGAGUGACAAUUCUUG
Molecule: messenger RNA, 1357 nt
Organism: Emiliania huxleyi CCMP1516
Lineage: Eukaryota; Haptophyta; Isochrysidales; Noelaerhabdaceae
Exons: 10
Coding region: 469-1233 (254 amino acids)
Source: RefSeq, a predicted model, not a curated record